AUGCCACGACCCGCAGUUGCCGACGAUGACGGCGAUUAUGAUGAUAAUGCUCAUAAUGAUGGUGAUGUGAUGAGUGCCAUUGAUGAUGGGUUAUUAGACGAUCCACUGGAGCAUGUACCCGAGGAGGAUGGAGAUGUUGAAGAGCACGAUAGCGAGUCUCCUUUGGACGAGGACGUUGAUUUGGAGGGCUGGGAUGACGCGGAUGAUGGCGAGUCUGACGUGGAUGAUGACGUGGUUGGCGCUGACGUGGAUGAGGGCAGAGAUUACACAGAAGGUUGGGAUGAUUCUGCCAAUGAGGAUGAGGAUGAGACUGAGGAAGAUCAUGAAGAUGAGGAAGACCAUGGGGAGGAGGAAGAGAUUGAAGAUGGCGAUGGGGAGUUUGGUAGAGAGGAUGAUGGUGAUGAUGAUGAGGAUUAUGAUAAUGAAUCAGAUCACGCCAUUUCAUCCCCCGCCUUCUACUCCUGCGCGCCCCCCUUCCCCCCGCUCCCCCCGCGCCUCCCCCUGGGCAUCCUAGCUUCCGCCACCACCCCCGCUGGCUCCCCCCUCGCCGCCAUCCCCUUCCCCCUCUGGCUCUCCCGACUGCACGGGGGGUGGGAUUUCCGCACCAACCGCCCCGCCCCUCCCCCGCCCGCCCCUUACAAGCAUGCUGGCGACGAUGUGACUGUAGCCGCGUGGCUUUUAAGGGAGUGGAGGAAGGGUAAGGAGUCUUUUUAUUCCCCGUGGAUUAAUCUUCUGCCGGGGUAUGUGCCGCUGCCGAUUUUCUGGGAUGAGGCGACGCUGGGGGAGUUGGAUAGUGGGGAGGCAAUAGAGAGAGUAGAGGAGGCGAUUAGAUAUGUGGAGGAGGCGUUUUCUCUCUGCUCGGAUGAGAGUAUAGCGGGUGCUUCUAUGGAUGAGUUCAAAUGGGCGGUUGCGAUUGUGUGGUCGAGAUCCGUGCCGAUCUCGGCCGUUGGUUUGAAGGGCAGGGGGGAAAAAGGGAGGAGGAGGGGGAGGGGGAGAAGGAGGGAGGGAGGAGGGAAGGCGGAGGAGGAGGGGGAGGAUGAGGAGGAGUUUUGGCAGUAUGUGGAGGAGGAGGCGGAGAGGGGGGAUGAUGAGGGAGUGAGGGAGGGAAAGGGGGAAAAAGGGGAGGGAGGGGAGGGGGAGGAGGUGCACAUGCUGCUGCCAUUACUAGAUCUCUUCAAUCAUGAGUUCUACUACACGGCAGACUGGCAGGUGCGGGCAGGCCAGCCAAUCAGUGUGGGCUAUGGCUCGAUGGACACCGCCCAGUUCCUGCUGCUGUACGGCUUUGUGCCGCCCAACAACCCGUUCGACCGAUUCGUCCUUUUCGAAAACGCUGAUGCACUUCUUGACUACUAUGAGACAAAAUAUCUUGCUGCUACGUCAGGAGGAUCAACGGGAGGAGAAGGCACAUUUUCAGAUGAAGGAGAAGAAGAAAUGGAGGGAGGAGGAGGGGGAGAAGGAGGAGGGGCAGCAGCAGCGGGUUCUGAUGCUGGUACUGUAGCUGGAACUGAUGUUAAUAAUGAAUCAGACUAUACUGAGAAAUACCCGUGGCUGACUGGUACGUUCGACCGGGACUCGGCUGCAGCUUCGGUAACCGCCGCCAUAGCUGUGGUGGAGGCUCGGCAGGCGGACUACACAGCCGAGCACGACUUGGAUCGGCAGCUGCUAGGCAUGGCAGCAGGGGUGGUGGCAGGUUCGGAAGCACUAGCGAUAGGCCGGGAGGGGUAUGUGGAUGCACGGCUGCUAGCUGCUCUGGCUGCUAUCGGCAUGCCAACCCAUGACCCUGCCUUUGACUUCCAUGCCUUAGCCAGGACCAUUCUGCGCUUUGUGUUUCGAGACGGGGUCACCUGUGGCACUCUCAAGCAACAGCAGACCUAUCACCUGGCCGUCUUAGAAGCAGCAGGAGCAGAUGGGGCAGCAGGAGGGGAGGGAGUAGAAGGAGGGAAGGAAGCAACAGGAGCAGGGGAGAGUAGUGGUAAAGACAGACCACACAGUAAGGCAGUGGAAUCAGCUGCACGCUCAGCAAUGCUUGCAGGCUCCAUUAUAAGAGCUGCUGACGUGUUACGUAACAUUCUGCGCGCCACACUACGCGGAUUCAAGAGCAUGUUCACAGAGGAUUAUAAUCUGCUAAAGAAGACGCUUGUAGAGGAUGCAUCAUGUGACAUGGGAGACAGUGGAAGGGGAGGCAACAGGGGUGGUAGUAGCAGGAGGGAAGAAGAUGUGAGGGGAAGUGAAGGGACGUGUGGGGUUCCUGUCUUGCAGCUUCCAGAGGAAAAGGUUCAGGCUAUUAAGUUCCGACUUUCAGCUAAGCAAAUGCUGUUGCGGGCUCUUAGCUUUUUAGAAGAUGUGUGUCCAGAAGAGGGGAUGUAUGAUGCUGAUUAUGCUACUGAGUCAGAUAAUAUUGGGGAUGACAAUGCCAGUAGUGAUAGUGAUUGA
Messenger RNA from Closterium sp. Naga37s-1, 2433 nucleotides. Lineage: Eukaryota; Viridiplantae; Streptophyta; Zygnematophyceae; Desmidiales; Closteriaceae. The record is from the annotation of a GenBank genome assembly.